Messenger RNA from Solea solea (common sole), 6076 nucleotides. It is a transcript of the gene kctd3, whose product is annotated as potassium channel tetramerization domain containing 3. The transcript is spliced from 19 exons. The record is from RefSeq and is a predicted model, not a curated record. Bases 354 to 2963 code for a protein of 869 amino acids. Gene Ontology annotation, biological process: protein homooligomerization. Lineage: Eukaryota; Metazoa; Chordata; Actinopteri; Pleuronectiformes; Soleidae. Gene Ontology annotation, molecular function: protein binding.
CGCUCGUUUCGACUGUACAGCUGUUUCACGUUACUAAAUUCUGCGCAAGAUAUCCACGAUUUACAUGAAAGGCAGCGAUGCAAACAGGCUCGCGGGUGAGUGGUGGUCCCCGAAUAAGAACAUCACUGUCUGUCCACCCUCGUCCACCAUGCGGAGUGUAAACGCUACCGACGUAGGUCGUGUAUGAGGGACAUUUUAUGGAAGGUGGGACGAGGAGGAGGUCGUGGUGAGUGAGGCUGCUGUCUGUCUCCAGCUGAGCAGCAGGAGACCGGAGGGUUAGCACAGCUAGCUGUGAGGGUAUGACGGUGUAACGGAGCAGCAACUACACGACAACCCGCUGUUUGUGUUCAGUCAUGGCUGCGAACAAGAACAAUCCAACGCCCGGGAUGGCGGAGAUCAUUCAGCUUAACGUCGGUGGGACGAGGUUCAGCACCUCGAGACAGACUCUGAUGUGGAUCCCAGAUUCAUUCUUCUCAAGUUUGCUCAGUGGAAGGAUAUCUACUCUACGGGAUGAAACUGGAGCUAUAUUUAUUGACAGAGACCCUACAGCUUUUGCACCAAUUUUGAAUUUUCUCCGAACCAAAGAAUUGGACAUGCGGGGCGUCAACAUCAGCGUCCUGCGUCAUGAAGCGGAGUUUUACGGGAUAACUCCUUUAGUACGACGCCUGUUGCUAUGUGAGGAACUGGAGCGCUCAUCGUGUGGAAGUGUUCUCUUCCAUGGUUACCUGCCACCCCCAGCCAUCCCAGCUCGGAAAUCCAGCCCGCUUCCAUCUGCCUCUGGUUGCUUGUCAGAAGAGCGGCCGGGUCCAAGUGGAGUGGAGGCUGUGACCCGCGUUGGUCCCCCUCCUCACUCAUCCCUUCCUGGCUCACCUGGAAUAGAUGACACUCGCCAAGUGGGACCCACCAUUGACCCCAGAAAGGUGUUGAUCAUAGCAGGACACCACAACUGGAUUGUAGCAGCCUAUGCACACUAUGUCAUCUGCUACAGGAUAAAGGAAUCUUCUGGAUGGCAGCAGGUUUUUUCCUCCCCCUACCUUGACUGGACCAUUGAGCGUAUAGCGCUCAAUGCCAAGGUGGUGGGAGGUCCACAUGGAGACAAGGACAAGAUGGUGGCCGCUGCCUCUGAAAGCAGCAUUAUCCUCUGGAGCAUCCAAGAUGGCGGCAGUGGUAAUGAGAUAGGUGUGUUCAGUCUCGGCGUACCAGUCGAUGAUCUCUUUUUCAUCGGGAAUCAGCUGGUGGCUACGAGCCACACGGGGAAAGUGGGCGUGUGGAACGCUGUCACACAACACUGGCAGGUUCAGGAUGUGGUUCCCAUUACCAGUUGUGACACAGCAGGAUCCUUCUUACUACUGGGCUGCAACAAUGGCUCCAUCUACUACAUUGAUAUGCAGAAGUUUCCACUGAGGAUGAAGGAUAAUGAUCUUCUGGUGACUGAACUCUAUCAUGACCCUUCGAACGACGCCAUCACUGCGCUGUCUGUCUACCUCACGCCUAAAACCAGUGUGAGUGGAAACUGGAUAGAGAUCGCCUAUGGGACAAGCAGCGGUGCAGUGAGAGUGAUCGUGCAGCACCCAGAGACAGUGGGAUCAGGACCGCAGCUCUUUCAGACGUUCACUGUGCACAGGAGCCCAGUGACAAAGAUUAUGUUGUCCGAGAAGCAUCUGGUAUCAGUGUGUGCGGACAACAACCAUGUUCGAACAUGGACGGUGACCCGUUUCAGAGGGAUGAUCUCCACACAGCCCGGCUCCACCCCUCUGGCCUCCUUCAAAAUACUGUCCCUGGAGGAGACAGAGAGCCACGGCAGCUACUGCUCUGGGAACGAUAUAGGUCCAUUUGGAGAGAGAGAUGAUCAGCAGGUCUUCAUUCAGAAGGUCAUUCCCAUCACCAACAAACUGUUUGUGAGGCUUUCAUCAACUGGAAAACGGAUCUGUGAAGUGCAGUCAGUGGACGGGACCACCAUCUCAUGCUUCAUGGUGCGGGAGUGCGAAGGUUCCAGUCGGAUGGGGUCGCGACCUCGGCGCUACCUGUUUACCGGUCAUGGCAACGGGAGCAUCCAGAUGUGGGACCUGACGACGGCGAUGGACACGGCUAACAAAGGAGAGGAGCGGAAAAAAGAGGAUGUCGGCGGGCCCACAGAGGAGGAGCUGCUGCAGCUGUUGGAUCAGUGUGAUCUGAGCACCUCCCGCUGUGCUACACCAAACAUAAGUCCCGCCCCCUCCGUGCUGCACCACACACGGCUGCGAGAGUCCUGUUCAAGUCUGCAGUUACAGGCCCAGGAGUCUAUUCCUGAGACUCAGGCUACUUAUGCGGCUGUGCGGCCCUACAGAGAGAGCCCCCUGCUGGCCCGCGCUCGACGCACCGAGUCCUUCCACAGUGCCCGAGACUUCCAGAACUUCUGCCUGACCCGAGGUGUUUUGGACAGCACGCGUCCAACGUCUGCCCAGGAACCCAGUCAGGUCACCGAUGUCCGCCGUUCACUCUGUGAUUUUGGGCCCGAGGACAGUGAGAGGAGAACUUCAGUGCUGGAGCUCUGGGGUUGCCGAACAGUCGCUGCGAGCUCUAGCGCAGCAAGUGCUGGGGUCUUGACUGGCGCUGGUGUUUCUGGGAUGAAGACAGAAGGAGGUCAAGAAACUUCACGGCAACCGCCAGACAGCCCAAUUCCGGGGGGUGACGUCAGGAAGAAGGUGCUUGUUGCAGACGAAGGAGAGGCUGUGGCCUCGGGCGGAGAGGGGGCGAAGGCAGAGGGUUGUGUGAGGAAAAGGGGAGUACUGGAGGGAGGCUUUCUAGGGAGGAAGAGAACUCCACCAGUUCCUCACCUCUCCUCCCUCCCCUCUGGAUCUGAUGGUGGUGGCAGUGACUCAUCGGCUAACGCCUCUCCCUCCCCAACCAAACUGGCCUCCUCCACCUCGCCACGGCACAGGAAGCUGGCACCUGAGCCACCCAAUCAGGACAGCAGCCUGUGAAAACUCAGUGUUGUCCACCACAGAUUUCUUCUGAUGGAAUGAGGCUGUAGAGGCAUGUUAUCGGUGCAUGUGGGACUCACUGUUUCAGACAUGAAUAUAAAGUACAGUUCAGUCUGUUCCCUGUGUGAGCCCACUCAUAAUCAGUCGGUGAAUCAGCAUCUGGUCUGAAGGCUGAUAAAGGAUUCAUUGGAACAUGACACCCUCAUAUCUGUAGUAGGAAAUAUCUUAAAAAAAAAAAAAAACAGUUGCUGAGUCUCAUCCCCAGGUUGUAAUAUUUCGGUAUGGAGGCUCUUUGAGAUUAGCUCCUCCCACUAGAUGAUCAUGUACAGACACACAUACUUUGUACACGAUAGAUACUCACGAUACACAAGGCAUACUCUUCAUCUCUGAAAGGUUGUGCCCAUAUUGACGUGGGGUUUUAUUGCGUUGAUUGAUCCUAAACUACUUUCUUUUUAAGGUUUAAUGGGCGUGCACAUAGAGCUGCUUAGUAGAACAGCCAGUAAGAACGCAGUCUUUCUCUCCGAUAGGACACUAUCUGUUCAGUCCAUCGGAGUCCAACCUUUGCACUAAAUUUUAAAAGAUUCCCUGCAGGUGCUGUAAGGAUAUUGUGCGCACUAUAUAAUGUGUUAUUGUGAGUGUCACACUCACAAUGACCUUUACAUUCGAAAGGGUAAAGACCAACUAAACGUUUGUACCACAUUGGAAGAUUGUCUCCUCCAGGUUUUCACAAUAAUGUGACGGACGGACACAAAUCUCACAAGCGAAACUCAUGAGAACAUUUUUACUCAAUCAGCAGUUACUUGAAUUCCAAAAUGUCCCAAAAAUACAAGACCAGCUGACGGCAACAACAGUAAAGACAGCUUGUAGCUUCGGUAGUAAAAUAGUGUUAACUAUGCAACAGUGGAGUUAUGACGCACAUCAGCUACGGUGAAACUACGGUGUAACUGUUGAAUGUUAGGUCGUUAGAUGUCUGAUUUUCACUGCAGCUGCUUGUUCUAAGUUGCACAUAAUUAUUUACAGCUUGUUGUGAUACAAAGAGGAGCAUAACACUGUCAAAAGCGUGUGACAUUUACUGCAUCACAUGUGCAACAAUGAGGUCAAAAACGUGUGAAAAUGUGAAGUUGAGAUGGAGAUUUAUCAAUAUACAAAAAUAUAAAGGUACAGUUUCACUACGGCAGAUGACUUAAGGUACAUUUAAAAUCAAAUUUGAUUUUUUUAACAGUAAAAACACUGAAUUGUCUUUCAGCCCUUCACACUAUCUUUAAAUAAACAAAAAUGUAAUCAUACUCAUUCAGGAAAUAAUACUUCUACCCCUCAUUAAAACACUAUAGUUGCAGUUUUAGAGAUUUUUUUUUUUUUAAAGCUUCUUAUUCAACUAUUUCUUUAAUUAGAGGAUGUUUUUUAUCAUUAACACAGCCAAGGUAAACAUUAACGCCUGUAUCAGUGAAUGUCAUCAUAGGUGGUCAGUGUUUUAACUGUCAUAGAGGAGCAAAAAAGCCCAAAAAAAACAAAAAAAACAUUCACUUUUAUCAGCCUGAGUACACGGAACACUUAUUUCUCACAACUGUCUUUCUCACAGUAGUGCCUGUGCAACGUUUCACACGAUUGUUCAUUAUUUGCAGUAUCACAAUAGAACUACACUCAACUCAAUACAAGGACCUUACACUACAUCACUUUACUCCCACUGGAACAUGUUUUGAUGUGUCUUGUGUUGUGGAUGACUGUUGUAGUGCCUUAUUUAACGCAUGUGUGUGUGUGUGUGUGUGUGUGAUGAUGAUUUUGUGUAUGCCCGUUUGUGUGUUUGGUUAAAAUGAUUCAGAUAAAAGAGGUUAGAAUGAUCUAGAUUGACAGCAGGUCAAAUUACAUCUGUGAGAUGUUAGACGUCAUAUAUUGACGGUAAAGAAUCCUAAAGGAGGAUAUAACUGGAAAGUCCCACUCCGACUCCUGGGAAACAUCGAUCUUGAAGUGUGUGAAGACACAGCAGUAUAUGCUCUGUAGAGCAUUCACACAUGCACUGAAGUCUGCACAUUUUCCCUGAAAUUGUGCAGCAGGGCCUGGUUUUAUGUAGCUGUAACAGAAGGCAUGGCAUGCAUUAAGUAAAAGUAGCAACAUUUUUGAGCUAUAUGGCAAACGAGAUUAUCAUAAAAACACAAUUUCACAUCAGUCAAUAUCGAUAAAUGUUAAGUAAAUUAGAGAUGUUUGCUCUUGAUUGAUUAUUGCCUGUUAAUUGUGGUGUUAAAGUUCUUUAUUGGCAAAAAGGAGAAACCUAUUACAUGUAACUGUUGUUAAAUGCCACUCAAAGGAAAUUAUACUCUAUAAUUAUUGUUGUAUCGAGUUAAACCUGCUUCUUUGCACUUCAGAUCCCCUGAAACAUCUCCACUCUGUUUGUUUGUUUGUUUGUUUGGGUCAUAUUUAUGGUACUUUGUAAGGACAAUGUCUAAAAAAAUUAAAACAAUCAGAAUUUAAAAAAAGCAGCUGUCCUGCAAUGUUAAUUAUAAUUUGCCAAAUCCUGCAGCUUUGUAACCACAUAGAUUAUAAAAAAAUGUAUAUAUAUAUAUAAACUGACUUUAUGUUUAAAAACAUAUAAAUGUCCAUACUGUUUUAUAUGUGGGGAAAGUAGACAAACUCCUAACAUGGAUGCAUUGAUGUGUGUGUGUGUGUGUGUGUGUGAUGCCGUGUUGAUACUUACACUGUUGUUCAUUAUACGUCGUUGAUAAUCGUACAUAAUGCCUAUAUUGAUCUCACAACGCUAUUGACCUAACGACAUUUGCACUUGCACUAUUAAGACAGAUAUUUAAGUAACUUUAUAAUGUUUAUUUUACAUAUGAUAGAGAGUUUUAAAGUGUACAGUAUGUAUGUCAACACACGACUGACGGUCGUCUGUAAAUAAUGUCUGUGUUGUCGCUCAGUUCCUCUCUGGCUAUGUUUACAUUACAUUACAAUAAAGCCAGACACUAGUGAGCUAAAAAAAAAAAGGACAUAUUUGUUUAAACUGCUCUGCACAUCAUUGUUUUACUUUUUAUUUUUUUAUAGAAAUGCUUCAUUAUGUUGUGAUAUCACAUUGUUUUAUUGCCUACAGUCCUUAUUAAACAAUGUAUAAUUGUAUGAUGUGG